ACCAGCAAUGAAGGGGGUGAUUUUUUUCAGUUCUCUUUUGGUGGCUGUUUUCAGCCAGAAGAUCUUUGUGGGGGAUCAAGUGCUGAGGAUAGUGACUAAGGAUAUGGAGCAGGUUACCCUGUUGAAGGAUCUUGAAGAGCUUGAGAACUUGGAGCUUGACUUUUGGAAGGGGCCCACACAUCCUGAUUUUCCCACUGAUGUUCAUGUUCCAUUUGCCAGCCUUCAAGCCGUCAAAGUAUUUCUGGAGUCCAACAAUAUCCAAUAUUCUAUCAUGAUUGAGGAUCUGCAGUCAGUAGUGGAAGAAGAAAAGAUUCAGAUAAUCAGAUCUCGUUCCAUUGAACAAAUGAGAAACACAGACAGCUUUAACUAUGCCAGCUACCACACUCUGGAUGAGAUCUACAAUUGGAUGGAUGUGCUGGUUUCCGAACAGUCUAACCUGGUCAGCAAAAUUAACAUUGGUUCCACCUUUGAGAAUCGCCCCAUUUACGUUCUUAAGUUCAGCACUGGCGGCACCAAACGCCCAGCCAUCUGGAUUGAUACCGGUAUUCACUCACGUGAGUGGGUCACACAGGCUAGCGGAAUCUGGAUGGCAAAAAAGAUUGCCACCGACUACGGAAAAGAUGCAUUCAUUACCUCUAUCCUAAAUGAAAUGGAUAUCUUCAUUGAGAUUGUCACCAACCCUGAUGGAUUCCAUUUCACACACACCAAAAACCGCAUGUGGCGUAAAACCAGGUCCAUCAAUUCAGGAUCCUCUUGUGUUGGAGUUGACCCAAACAGGAACUGGGAUGCUGGAUUUGGAGGAGCUGGUGCCAGCAGUAACCCCUGCUCUGAAACCUACCGUGGACCACGUGCCAAUUCUGAAUCGGAGGUCAAAUCCAUUGUUGACUUUGUGAAGAGCCAUGGCAACAUCAAGGCCUUCAUCUCCAUCCAUAGCUACUCCCAGAUGCUUCUUUAUCCUUACGGAUAUACAAAGACCCCUGCCCCGAAUCAGCAGGAACUGCACAGCCUUGCCAGAAAAGCUAUUGAUGCUUUGUCUUCUCUAUAUGGAACCAGCUAUAGAUAUGGCAGUAUUAUCAACACCAUCUACCAAGCCAGUGGUGGCACCAUUGACUGGACCUAUAACCAGGGCAUCAAAUACUCCUACACCUUUGAACUGCGUGACACUGGUAGAUAUGGGUUUAUACUGCCUGCCAACCAAAUCAUUCCUACCGCCCAGGAGACCUGGCUGGCUAUUACGACCAUCAUGGAGCAUACCUAUAACAAUCCAUACUAAAUAUGUGAUCAAACUUUAUUAACUGAAGUUUUAUCUUAAUUAGGUUCCUAAUUGCCAAAUGUUGACUGUAAAGUAAUAAUCCUGAAUAAAAUGAUUUCCUCAUGCAAAAAUCAUAGAUUUUUUCAGGUUCUUUUUUUAUACCUAUACUACAGCUACGUACCAAAUAUGAAAACUCUGAGGUCUAUUCAGUAGAUCUGAAUGGAGGUGAUACUAAAUAACAUAGUUUGAAUCAGGGGUGAAAUUCUACAGGUACUCACCAGUACUCUGUACCGGGACUUAUUUAUCUGCUUUUCAUCCAACGUGGAUACAUUCCUUCCACUCAUACAGUCCCCUAGCGCAACGUUUUUCAAAUGCUUUGUUUCAUUCAGCACAGUUCACAAGUGAUGUGUGGGACAGUAGAGAUUAAUAUUGAUAUAACAGGAUCAAGAAAGUGCCGCUUAAGAUUUUGGUAAGCGAGUCAGAAUCAGGAUACAGAUGUAGAUGUGCUUCAUGCUUUUCAAACACUGGCCCAACUUGCUAGGUAAAUAUUAAGCAUAAUGAUCAAUGUUUUCUUUUGUUGUGAUCGUAGUAUUUUCUGUU
Messenger RNA from Polyodon spathula (Mississippi paddlefish), 1852 nucleotides. Its product is annotated as carboxypeptidase A1-like. The record is from RefSeq and is a predicted model, not a curated record. The transcript has 11 exons. Gene Ontology annotation, molecular function: metallocarboxypeptidase activity; zinc ion binding. The coding region runs from base 8 to 1273 and encodes 421 amino acids. Gene Ontology annotation, biological process: proteolysis. NCBI's taxonomy places the organism in Eukaryota, Metazoa, Chordata, Actinopteri, Acipenseriformes, Polyodontidae.